AUGUUAAUUUUUGAAUGGAAUGAUGUUGUUGAAGAAUUAAAUAAUGCUAUUACAACAAGAAGGUAUAUUCUAUCAGAGGCAAACCAAGAAAUGGAAGGAUUGAUGAUAAGUGAUGAAGAGAUGUUUCAAAUAAAUGAAUAUAUGAAAUACUUUGGAAGAGAAAUGGGAAUGAAAGAAAAAGAAUUAUUUGAAAUGAAUAAAGUUGCUAAAGAAAUUGGAAAUGAAUUUGAGGUAGAAUAUGAAAAUUAUAAGAAAGAACAAAGAAAAAAUACAAAACAACAUAAAGACAAACAAGCUCAAAUAAAACAACGAAUGAUAAAUCAACAAAAGAAAAUAUUAACAAAAGAUAAACAAGAAAUACAAGAGUUAGUUAAAGAAGUAGAAAAAGAAGAAGAAAUUUGUGUUAUUUGUCAACAAAAAAAGAAUGAUAUUAUAGGCUUUUUCACUUGUUUUAGUGAAAAUAAAAAAGUUGAAACUAUUAGAAAAAUGAAUGAUGGAAUUAAAGUGAAAUGCAAUGUUAAUGGAUGUCAACAUACUGUACAUUAUAAUUGUUAUCAACAGUAUAAAAGAAAUAUAUGUCCAAUAUGUAAAUACCAAAUUAAUCAUUUUCUACCUCAUCAAGAUGAAUUUAAGAAAGAAGAAUCAACUAGUAUUGAAGGAAAAGAAAUUACGAGAAAAGAGGUAUUAAGAAAUUGUAUUUUUAAUGAAUUCUAUGAUGAAAAAAAUCAAUCAAUUGAUAUAUUAGAAAAUGCUAUUGAUUGUUUAUAUGGUACAAUAGUAUCAUUACAGUGUUCUUCAGAAUUAAAUUAUUUAUAUAAAGAAACAGAUAAACAAAUAAUAAUAUCAUUGUUAGAAUCAGCUCGUUUUAUUUUUCGUGAAACUGAACUAUUUCAAGAUUUAUAUCAAAUACAAAAUGAUAUUGAAGAUUAUUAUCAGCAAUGUAAAAACCCUUUAAAAAUUUAUUUAUUUAGUUUAGUUUCUCAAUCAAAUUCAAUGGAACGCAUUGCUUGGACAUCACAAGCAAGAAAUUGUGCUUGUAUUGCAAAACAACUUCAAUUAAAUCAUGAUGAAUUUGUUAUUAUUGAUGAUAACAUUCAAUAUCAAAAUAUAGCAUUACCAACAAAUGUACAAAAAGAAUUACAAAAAUGUUUAAGCAUUAAACAACUUACUGAACAAUUGACAUGUGUAUUAAAUGAUCAAAUAAAAAUAUUAAAUGAGAUUAUUGGAAUUAAAGAAAUUAAUGUAUCUUUAAGAGUCUAUGAAAUGAUGGGAUUUAUUGAUGAGCUUUUAUUUAAUAGUUUACCUGAUAUCAAACAACCUAUUUUUGAUUUUAAAUUACAAAAACAUUUUAAAGAUUUUGUAGGUCAAUUUGCAGAACAAAAAUGUAGUGUGUGUCAUGAAGUACCAAAAGAAUAUAUGAAAUGUUCAUAUUGUUUAAAUUGUGGUGCAUUUGUUUGUGAUAAUCAAGAAUGUUUUAUCAAUCAUAAAUCAAAAAAUGAAUCUCCUGAUUUAUUAUAUAUUUAUUUAAGAAAUGGAAGAAUUUGUGUUCAUAUUAAUUCAACACUAACUGCUUCGUCUUGUAUUUACUUUAAUAAAUACGCAGAGUCUUUUGAACAAAGUCAAUUAAAAAAUAGUGAAUUUAUUUUAAAUGAACUAAAACUACAAGAAUUUUUACAACAUUAUAUAAGAGGAGAUGUUAUAGAAAAUCCAUUGUUUAAAUGA
Molecule: messenger RNA, 1722 nt
Organism: Entamoeba dispar SAW760
Lineage: Eukaryota; Evosea; Mastigamoebida; Endamoebidae
Exons: 1
Coding region: 1-1722 (573 amino acids)
Biological process (GO): protein ubiquitination; ubiquitin-dependent protein catabolic process via the N-end rule pathway
Cellular component (GO): ubiquitin ligase complex; cytoplasm
Molecular function (GO): ubiquitin protein ligase activity
Source: RefSeq, a predicted model, not a curated record